AUGGCCCUGGGGGCAAUGUUGGCACAAAAAGUAGAGAAUCUGGAGAGAGCCAUCUAUUACAUCAGUAAGAAACUCCUUGCUUAUGAGGAGAAUUAUUCACUAAUAGAAAGAACACAUGCAUUUGUAGUAUGGGCAACUAAGAAGUUAAGGCACUACUUUCAGACUCAUCGAGUUAUUGUAGUAUCCCGGAUGGAUCCUUUAAAGUACCUAUUUGAAGUACCGAUGCUAGUUGGAAAAUUGGCCAAAUGGUUGGUCCUACUGUCUGAAUUUGAUAUUGUGUAUGAGACUCGAAAAACCAUUAAAGGGCAUGUAGUGGCUGAAUUUCUUUCUAAAAAUCCAGUUAAUGAAGGGGAAGAAGUCGAAACAGCCUUCCCGGAUGAGAGUCUCAAGCUAGUAGAGGUCCAGCCAUGGAAAAUGUACUUUGAUGGGGCCAUGAAUAAGAGCGGAGCCGGUAUAGGGGUAGUUUUGGAAGCACCGAAUGGAGAACAAUUGUUAAUGUCAAAAAGGCUAUGUUUCCCAACCACUAACAAUAUUGCAGAAUAUGAGGCUUGCAUUUGUGGCCUGGAGGCAUUAAUAGCUAUUGGGGCAAAAAAAGUGGAGGUAUUCGGAGAUUCAAUGCUAGUGGUUUCCCAUGUUAAAGGUGAAUGGAAAUUGAAAGAAGAAAAGUUGAGGCCAUACCUGGAGUAUGCUAAGAAACUAUUAUUUAGCUUUGAGGAAGUGACAAUGAAGCACAUGCCUAGAGCUCAGAACCAGAUAGCUGAUGCUCUAGCCACGUUGGCAUCCUUAUGGGAGAAGGGUGAUCAGAAGCUGACCCAGCCAGUUAUCUUGAUGAGGAGUAGAAUCCCAUGCUAUGAAGGGUUAAUAAUAGCACAUUUAGAUCUAGAAGAUGAGAUGAAAUGGUAUGAGGACAUAAGAAGAUAUUUAGAGGUAAGAGAGUACCCACAGUCAGCCAAUAGUAGGGAUAGAGCUACAAUUCGUAGAUUAGCCACUCAGUUCACUUUGGCUAGGGGGCAACUCUACAAAAGGUUCUUCGAAGGACUAUUGCUCUUGUGUGUGAAAAGCGAUGCGAGCGGAUAA
Hevea brasiliensis (rubber tree) is the source of this 1077-nucleotide messenger RNA. RefSeq lists its product as uncharacterized. The coding region runs from base 1 to 1077 and encodes 358 amino acids. The transcript has a single exon. The record is from RefSeq and is a predicted model, not a curated record. NCBI's taxonomy places the organism in Eukaryota, Viridiplantae, Streptophyta, Magnoliopsida, Malpighiales, Euphorbiaceae. Gene Ontology annotation, molecular function: RNA-DNA hybrid ribonuclease activity; nucleic acid binding.